Molecule: messenger RNA, 1425 nt
Organism: Naegleria gruberi
Lineage: Eukaryota; Heterolobosea; Eutetramitea; Acrasida; Naegleriidae
Exons: 2
Coding region: 1-1425 (474 amino acids)
Biological process (GO): phosphatidylinositol dephosphorylation
Cellular component (GO): endoplasmic reticulum
Molecular function (GO): phosphatidylinositol-4-phosphate phosphatase activity
Source: RefSeq, a predicted model, not a curated record
AUGAAGACAAUGACUAGAAUAUUUGGUAUUAUGGGUAUCGUUACUCUUGUUUCUGGACCAUUCCUUAUUGUUGUGUUGGAAAAGGAAUUUAUCGGAAUGAUUGCCAAGCACAAAAUCUAUAGAGUUAAAAAGAUUCAAUUUAUUCCAUUUAAACCUUCUAAUUUCAAAUCUCAAACUGAAGAAUUGAAAGAAAGAGAAAUUCAAUACAUUGAAAUGAUGAAUAGAACCAUUGUUGAAGAUAAUAGUUUCUAUAUGAGUUAUACUCUUGAUUUAACUCAUCACUUGCAACACACAUUCUCAACUAUUCAAGGUCUUGACACUGAAAAUUUAUCUGCUUGGCGUGGAGCUCACAACAAGUACUUUUGGAAUAGACACAUGUUACAAUCUCUCAUUAGCAAGGGAAUGGAUGGAUUUAUCAUGCCAGCAAUCAGAGGUAUUGUGGAAAUUGCUUCUUGUAAUAUGAAUGGUAAAGUGUUUACUUUUGGUAUUGUUUCAAGAACAAGUACCAAGAGAGCUGGUACUAGAUACAUUAUGAGAGGAGCUGAUGAAAAUGGUUAUGUUGCUAACUUUGUUGAAAGUGAACAAUUCGCUUAUUAUGACGGUGUUUUGAGUGCUUUCCUCCAAAUUCGUGGUUCUAUUCCUCUUAUUUGGACUCAAGAAGCCAAUCUCAAAUAUACACCAGAGAUUAAAUUCUUGACUGACAAGCAAAAGCAACAAACAGCAUUUGAAAAACAUUUCCAAUAUAUUUUGAGAGAAUAUCAAAAUAAUAUUACUGCUGUCAACUUGUGUAAGAAGACUGGUCAAGAAAGCAAGUUGAGCGAGCUCUAUACAAGCUACGUUAAACAUAUUCAAGGAGUCACUUAUAAUCAUUUCGAUUUCCACAAUGAAUGUAAAAAUCACGAUACAACAAAGCUCUAUACAAUGUUCUUACCAAGUAUCAAGGACAGUAUGAGAAAUAUCAAAUAUUUCUCAUGUAGACUUCAAGAAAUAUAUGAACUUCAAAAUGGUGUUUUCCGUGUCAAUUGUAUUGACUGUUGUGACAGAACCAAUUAUAUUGAAACCUUUAUUGCUAAAUACAUGAUGAUGGAACAAUUGUACAGAAUGGGUAUCACUAAAUCAAGAGAUGACAAGAUGGAAAACUAUCCUGCUUUUGAUCAAACAUUCAGAACAUUCUGGAUUAAUAAUGGUGACAGAGUUUCAGUUUUAUACAGUGGUACUGAAGCUCUCAAAUUCCAAAAGAGUGCACAAGGUUUAAUGAACGACGGUUUCAACUCUGUUAAACGAUACUUCCUAAACAACUUUAAAGAUAGUGAAAGACAAAAAGCUAUCAAUUUAGUCUUGGGAUUGGUUGAUAUCAAUUCAAAGGAAGAACAAGAAGAAGUAGAAAGUCCUGCUCAAAUUGUUGGAGAUCUUUUAACAUUUUAA